CUAAUCAUGAAGCUGGCGUAAAAAAAAAUUUUUGAUACUGUAAGUCUAAACCUCUGUUGGCAACCACUGCGUCACCGUGUGCGCGAUGACGUCUCAUCUGACGUACACGUCAGUCUCCCAGGCAGCGCGCUGUGUCGCUGAAAAGAUGGCGGACUCGCUGUCUACGAGUCUUGCGGACGAUCCCGAGAAGGAGGACAGGGAGAGCGGCGGCAGGACGUCGAGGACAUACAGGAGCAAGUGGAAGGAUGAUGGCAGGGAUAGCCUGCGGUUCAGCGACAAGAAUGGCAGUGGAAAGGGCAAGAAACGCAACCUGUCAGAUCUGUCCUUGGUCAGGUUUGUAACCACCGAGCUCACCAGGGGCUACUUCCUGGAGCACAACGAGGCCAAGUACACCGAGCGCAGGGAGAAGGUCUACACCUGCCUCCGCAUCCCCAAGGAGCUGGAAAAGUUGAUGACAUUUGGCUUCUUCCUCUGCCUGGAUGCCUUCCUCUACGUCUUCACUCUGUUGCCCCUCAGAGUGCUGCUGGCCCUCCUGCAGCUUCUCACACUGCCAUGCUGUGGUCUUGGUGGUGGGCGCCUCCUGCAGCCAGCCCAGGUGUGCGAUGUCCUGAAAGGCUUCAUCAUGGUCCUGUGUUAUUCCAUGAUGAGCUACGUAGACUACGCCAUGAUGUACCACCUCAUCCGCGGCCAAUCUGUCAUCAAGCUUUACAUCAUCUACAACAUGCUGGAGGUGGCCGACCGCCUCUUCUCAUCAUUCGGCCAGGACAUCCUGGAUGCGCUGUACUGGACGGCUACGGAGCCCAAAGAGAAGAAGCGGGCGCACAUAGGUGUCAUCCCCCACUUCCUCAUGGCUGUGCUCUACGUCUUUCUCCACGCCAUCCUCAUCAUGGUCCAGGCCACCACGCUCAACGUCGCCUUCAACUCCCACAACAAGUCGCUCCUCACCAUCAUGAUGUCCAAUAAUUUUGUGGAAAUCAAAGGAAGCGUGUUCAAGAAGUUUGAGAAGAACAACCUUUUCCAGAUGUCAAACAGCGACAUAAAAGAAAGGUUCACGAACUAUAUCCUCCUGCUCAUCGUCUGUUUAAGGAACAUGGAGCAGUUCUCCUGGAAUCCCGAACACCUGUGGGUGCUGUUUCCCGACGUGGGCAUGGUGAUCGCCUCCGAAAUAGCGGUGGACGUGGUCAAGCACGCCUUCAUCACCAAAUUCAACGACAUCAGCGCUGACGUGAGCGCCGUUCACACCAGAGGAAGCCCGCCGAGGCAGGAUGUUGCGACACGUCUGAUAAUUUGUUGUCUUUUUUUAACGUCACAGGUGUACGGAGAGUACCGAGCCAGUCUCGCCUUCGACCUGGUCAGCAGUCGACAGAAAAACGCAUAUACAGACUACAGCGAUUCUGUCUCCAGGAGAAUGGGCUUCAUUCCUCUUCCUCUAGCACUGCUGCUGAUCCGCGUGGUGAGCAGCUCAGUGAAGAUCCAGGGAUCGCUCUCCUUGAUGUGUGUGCUGCUGUUCUAUUUUGGGCUGAUCACUCUGAAGGUGCUAAACAGCAUUGUCCUGCUGGGCACGUCGUGCGCCUUCGUCAAGGACGCAAAUAUGGAGGAGAAACUCUUUGACCCGCCGCCCUCGGCCGUGUCCAGCCGCGUCAACUCCCGGGCUCACCGCACCAAGCCACCUCACACUGCCGCGACGCAGCAAGAACCGACGACGGACAAAGCCGGAAUACCCUUGGCGUCAGUCAGCCCGCAACCGGUCUACGUGGCAGAGAACACCACACUCCCCGGCGCCACGCUCGCCAAGAGCGACUCUGACACAUUCCUCACCACACCCGACGAGGAGGACGACGUCAUCAAGAUCAUCAACACGGACACGGGCAUGGACGAGGAGGUGCUGGCGCGCCGGACCCCCAAGAAAGACUUGCUGGAGAUCGACCGCUUCACCAUCUGCGGCAACCGCAUCGACUGAACGCCACAACGGCAGUGGCGACCGAUCAGUAUUUAUUAAUUUAUUACAGACACAAACCAGCUGAGGCUUGAAGCUGUUACUACAUGCCGGUCCGUGGCAACAAGUUCACCAGGGCUUGCUGGACCCGCUGCCGGUUGCUGCGCGACCUGCUUCAGACAGCGUGGAGACAGCAGUCACGGAAACCGGCGAUGUGAAACUGUUGCUGUCAUGGGUACAACUGCGCAGUGUUUUUUUUAAAAGCACAAACCAUAGUUGGCCAUUCUUUUAAGAAGAAAUUAAUUUGAGAGGGGUUUUUUUUUGUACUUCUUUUUAAAUAGUGAACUAAUUUGAGGUUUUUAUCUGAAGUGGUAGACUUGUAACAAGUUGGAAGUCUGUUGCCAUUUUUUUAAAAAACAUGUUACUGAGUCAUUAGGCCGUUUCAUGCGGUCUGGAAAAGCCGGCAAUUGUUUUGCCUUCAGGGUAGUUAUCUUGUUUGCUAGGGUAGAAUAAUGAUUUGGAGAGGAUAGUGACUGAGCCCUAUCGCGAAUCAUCAUCUGACCUCUCCCCAGUAUCUACAGGUGUGCCCCAGGGCUCCACCCUGUGUCCCUUGUGCUUCAUCAUCUCUCUUGUCCUCCUCAAAAAUCGCUUAAAAAUAGCAUUUAUUAUUAUCAUUAGAGUAUCGUUAAAAAGGAGUGCUCAGGUGCCUUGAUGUUAUUUGGUCAAUAUGCACGACACAGGAAGAAUUACAGCACAGUUAGAAACAACAUGGUUUUGGGGGGGGUUGGUUUUGUCUCAUGCAAAUGAGCACUGUUCACCAGGCACCUCUGGACUAUAGAACCAACGCAGAUUAUAACUUUCGUUCGCAUGGUGAUGAAGGACAAAGCGAGGGUUACUACGAGUCAAUGGUGUAAAUAAAAAAGCGAACUGGUAGAAGACAAAUUUCAUUACCAAGCUGCCAAAUUACGCAAAAUUAAUUGAGCACAUUUGUGCAUGUGGUGGAAAAAAAGGUCACUUUUACAUUAUAAUUUCCCUUCAACACCUGACACUCACUUCUUCCACCCUGUAGUUUUGCUGCGUCAACGCCGAUGACUCUGAUGUGGCAGUUUUGGGGGCAUUUCUAUGUGUGAAAAAGGCUAAUGACAACCAAUACAAGUAUAGCUGAACACCUUUUACACCUGGCGUGGGGAGACGUUUUUUCCGAUCAGGUGACAUUUUUUAACGCGCUCAAAGGGCCAAAAUAUGGUGCAAUCAAAUGUUAUAUAUUUGAUGAGCAUCUGUGGGGCUUUUUCUAACGGUCCCGCUGAGGUCCGCGGACCAAAGGUUGCCCACCACUGCUUUCAGUCCAGAAGAUUUUUAAAAAUCUUUUGACAUAGCGGGUAUGGGAGUUUUAAUGAGACUGCCCUCAUAUCAUGUGGUUAAAUGAUCAAAUGACCAAAUUUGCUCUCUUUUUCUUCUCGUCAUGUGCACGAGCAUCCGUUUUAGCUAAUUUUGUUUCCAAAUAAUCUCCGUACAAUCCGUCAAGAACAACUUUUUGCGGGUAAAAGGACUGAAACAAGAACAUUUUCAACUCAUUCUACAUAAAAUAUAUGAAAUAAUCUGUAAAAAAUGUAAUAAAUUUUGGGUUGUAAAUGUCUUUUGACACCAUCCCGCUGAUCCAGAUCGGUGGGAGGUCACCAUCACAUUGUUUUUGUACUGAAUUAUUUGUAAUAGCAUGAGAACAUAUUUAAAGGCCGCUAUCAUUUGGAGUUAAAUUCCGUUUUGGUUCCAUCUGAAUUUUAAUUUCAAAAACGGCAAACAACUCCACUUCCCUCAUGCUUGUCUCAUGUUAUAUACAGUGGCGAGAAAAAGUACACACACCCCUGUUCAAAUGACAGGUUUUUCUGAUCCAGAAGAAGAGACCAUUUGAAAAGUUUUAUAAACUUUUACAAGAACUGGGAAAAAAAAAUUGAGAGCUAAAGUAAAAACAAACAGCUGAGGUAAUGUGGUGGCAUAAGUGUGCACACCCUCUUACAACUGUGGAUGUGUCACAAUCAAACUCAUGUUGAAUGCAAAUAAGCACGCGCUUCCCCCCGCCCAUUUAAAGUGCCUUUGAUUAACCCCAAAUAAAUCGCAGCUGUUCUAGUUUUUUUUUCCCCCUUAAAAGAUGUAUUUUUCAAUUGUGUUGCCCUGAUGAUCAGGCACAUUAAGGAUGUGAAAAUUUUUGAUCUGAUUUUUCUUGAUUUUUUUUUUUUAAAUUAAGUGGACUCCCGCAUAUUCGUGAUUUGGCAUUCACAGAUUUUUUUAAAUAUAUUUUUGUAUUUUGGGGGGCUGGGCAAACCCCAUUUUUAAUGAAAAACAUUCUUAGUUAUUUAUCCCAUCCUCCAUCCUUAUCUUCCUGGGUCCACUGUAUAUCACAAAAACCUGGCAUUAGAUGGUGGGUGUGUAGACUUCAGCUGUAUCUAAAUACAGCCAUCUCAUCUUUUACUUGCUGCCUCUUUGAUUGUUUAACUGAACAAUGUUACUGAUAGCUUCUUGAUUCGCUUCUUGCUCAGUGAGCGUGUGCGUGCGAGACGUCAUCUUCACAGAAGAGGAAUAAAAGUUUUUGUUUUGUAA
Messenger RNA from Hippocampus comes (tiger tail seahorse), 4531 nucleotides. RefSeq names its product transmembrane anterior posterior transformation 1b (gene tapt1b). Gene Ontology annotation, biological process: positive regulation of cilium assembly. The coding region runs from base 86 to 1960 and encodes 624 amino acids. NCBI's taxonomy places the organism in Eukaryota, Metazoa, Chordata, Actinopteri, Syngnathiformes, Syngnathidae. The transcript is spliced from 13 exons. The record is from RefSeq and is a predicted model, not a curated record. Gene Ontology annotation, cellular component: endoplasmic reticulum membrane; ciliary basal body.